Molecule: messenger RNA, 2053 nt
Organism: Puntigrus tetrazona (Sumatra barb)
Lineage: Eukaryota; Metazoa; Chordata; Actinopteri; Cypriniformes; Cyprinidae
Gene: mif4gdb
Product: MIF4G domain containing b
Exons: 6
Coding region: 109-777 (222 amino acids)
Biological process (GO): regulation of translational initiation
Cellular component (GO): cytosol
Molecular function (GO): RNA binding; protein binding; translation activator activity
Source: RefSeq, a predicted model, not a curated record
ACGACGUCACGUUGCGUAAUUAAUAUUCAUGAGAUAAAACGCCUAGAUUGGUUUACCGUGGAGGACCGCAGGAAAAGAACGAGAUUAGAUAUGUGAAAACUACUAAAAAUGGAGAGCUCGUCUAAAGAAGAGUACAAGAUCCAAUCGUUUGAUUUGGAGACGCAGAAACUCCUCAAAACCGCCCUGAAAGACCCAGGCUCCGUUGACCUGGAGAAGGUGUCCGGUGUAAUAGUGGAGCAGUCUCUGAAGGACCAGGUCUUCAGUAGGGAGGCCGGACGCAUCUGUUACACAAUCGUUCAGGCCGAGGCCAAACAGACCAACGGGAACGUGUUUCGGCGUAACCUUCUGAACCGGCUUCAGCAGGAAUUCAAAGCCAGGGAGGAGACACGGAAGAGAUCCACCCAGGAGUGGGUUUGCCUCGUGUCCUUCAUCUGCAACGUCUUUGACUACCUCAAGGUGAACAACAUGCCCAUGAUGGCCCUGGUGCACCCCGUCUAUGACUGUUUGUUCAGACUGGCCCAGUCUGAUGCCCUGAGGAACGAGGAGGAGGUGGACUGUCUGGUGCUACAGCUGCACCGUAUCGGAGAUCAGCUGGAGAAGAUGAACCUGCAGCUCAUGGACGAGCUGUUCAAUCUGCUGAGGGAUGGAUUUCUCCUGCAGGAGGACCUGAGCUCCAUGGGCCGCCUGCUCCUCCUCGAGAUCCUCGAGUUUCGCGCAGGAGGCUGGACGCUCAGCGAAACGGCUCAGAAAUACUACUACAGUGAAGUGACGGACUGAGGCCUCCUCCAAUCAAGAGCAGCAACGCCAUACGACGUUGAUAUUUGGUUAUAUUUUGGUUUUGCGACAUCGGGUGCUCAAAACCCAACAUGAAUUCAACGUCUGAUGUCAAUGUUACAUUGAUGUCCAAUACAGCCGUCAUCUGACUUUGAUAUUCAUUGUUUUUAGGUUGUGUAACCAAAAUCCAACGUUAAUUCAACGUCGGAGUGAUGUCAAAUACUGACUUAUCAUUUUCAUCCAAAAUGCAACGUCGAUCUGACGCUAUACAGACGUCCGACGCCUGGAGGAGAAACAAGAAGGCGGGACGAAAUUGCAAUCCGUAGGAACAAAUCGAGGAGGUUUUUUUAUUCGUCUUUGAUCAAGGCUUGGAGAUUCACUUGGUAUGAGGUUUGAUAUGAAGUAGAAGACUGGUCAAACUUAGAUGCAAUACUGGCUUUUGGUUUGACUUUUUGAAUUCAGCUUGCUUUCUUGAUACACAUUUGCGGUUAUAGUAUCAUUCAUUUACUAAAAAAAAAGUUUUACAACUUUUCUCAAAUGGCUGUCAAUAAGGCCAAUUGGAGUUUAACCAAUGCUUGCUGGUAGUGUUUCCUCAGUUGCAAAGUCUUGCCGUUUUAAUCGGUUUUCUUAUUCAACGUCCUUUUUAAUAAUGGCAAAUCACAGAAGAUAGAUUGUGACUUGUUUCAUAUCUGCUUCCUAAUGUUAUGGUUUGGAAAACCCCAACAGAUCUGCAAAAAGUAGUCCGUGUUGUAACGUUACAGAAAUGUUAAUUCAGCUGUAGCAGCAUUAAAAUCAGUUUAUUUUAGUUUUAUACUCAUCAGAUUAACAAAAAUGUCUGUAAUCAUAGCACUAGAGGCGACCUAGAUGAUUUUAAUAUCAAUGCAUUUCAUUUUAGUUGAGAUUAGGUUUAUUUUACUUUUAAGUUGAUUAACAAUUCACCUUGAUAUUUUUAUUGUAUAGAGAUUUUUAUUGCACUUUAAAACACCUUAAAUGUAAAUCAAAGUGAAAUUUGUUCUGAAGGAGCAAAAGCAGUUUUCUAGAGUAAACGAAACGCAAUAUUCAGUUAAGAAUAAUAUUUUUAUACUAUGAAGAGAGUGGAUGCAUAUCCAGCAAUACUUUUACAGGUUGUGGAUGAAGGCAUUAAGCGUCAUAAGUUUGCAUGCGUUUACAGAGCUACAGCAAUUAUAUAUAUCUCAAGAAGGUCCUGUGGACUGAAUGUGGCGCGAUAUUCCAAUUUUUUUCCAUUUAAUAUAAAAUAAAGCUGUUUUUGAUUCCUGAA